Molecule: messenger RNA, 516 nt
Organism: Fukomys damarensis (Damara mole-rat)
Lineage: Eukaryota; Metazoa; Chordata; Mammalia; Rodentia; Bathyergidae
Gene: Csn3
Product: casein kappa
Exons: 3
Coding region: 1-516 (171 amino acids)
Biological process (GO): protein stabilization; lactation
Cellular component (GO): extracellular region
Source: RefSeq, a predicted model, not a curated record
AUGAUGAAAAGUUUUCUUCUAGUUGUGAAUAUCCUGGCAUUAACUCUGCGUUUUUCGGCUGCAGAGGAGCCAAACCAGGAACAACCAGCAUGCUGUGAAAAUGAUGAAAGGCUGUUUAGUCAAAAAAAAGUCCUAUAUAUCCUAAGUCAUCCUGUUCUAAAUAACUAUCUUCAUAAUGCACCCAAUUACUACCAAAAUAGAGCAGUCAUACCAAUUAAUCCAUAUAAGUGUCACCCAUAUUAUGCACAAUUAUUUGUACUUAGGCCACAAACCCAAGUUCCCCAAUGGCCAGUCCACCAGCUUACCAUGCUACAUCACCCCACCAAAUACCCACCAUUCAUAGUCAUUCCUGAAAAGAAAAUUCCAGAAAAGGCCACUACCCCUACUACUGACACUACCAGUACCCCGGAGCCUGUUUCAGUUCCUGCUGCCACCACAGACUUUCCAGAACCAUCCGCAGAGAUCAUCCACACCCCUGAGACUUCCACGGUCCCAGUUACUUCACCCGUGGCAUAA